Pseudomassariella vexata is the source of this 504-nucleotide messenger RNA. RefSeq lists its product as uncharacterized. The record is from RefSeq and is a predicted model, not a curated record. NCBI's taxonomy places the organism in Eukaryota, Fungi, Ascomycota, Sordariomycetes, Amphisphaeriales, Pseudomassariaceae. The annotation marks the transcript as partial. The transcript has a single exon.
GCACAAACAACAUCACAGAGUACAUCGUUGAAAAUGUACAAUUCGUACGGGUCAUAUAGCUCCAUGAGCGAGCUCGCUCAACCCAUGAACAUCACCCAGGGCACCUACCUGUCCAGUCCCUCACACGGCGCCGGCUCCUGCGCAUUUCCUUCAUGGCCACAACGUUCGUCACUUGCCGAGUCGGCGCGAGACGAGAGGGCAACAUCUUAUCUCUCGGAUGAUGACCUCUUCCCGCAGGACUUGGAGGAUGACGCGCACAGCAUCUCGAGCGCCAGCAGCGCUACCUCGGGCUCGCUGCACAUGACCUCGGAGGAGCUUCUGGAGAUUCAGCGCGAGAAGGCUCACAUGCAACGGGAGGCGCUGCGGUUCCUGCUGAUAGAGAAGGAGCGCCGGAAACUGGCCUACAAGAAGCAGCGUCGGUCCAGUUCCGGGUCCUCCUCCAAGAAAGAGACCCCGAGAUCCAAGCCAAGCGCUAUGACGCCUAUCUCCGAGGCGGUUGAGUGA